UUUCAGUGGUUGAGCAAUUAAUUUAGAAUGCCAAUUUAUGAAUUUACAAUUUAUUUUAGGCCGAUGGUUAAGGAUUUGUUAGCUGAAUCAAUUAAGAAAAGCGCUUUAUGUUUAUUGAAUCAAGGAGGUGUAAUAAUGAAUAUGCAAAGUUUGGGAUAUAGGGACUUACCAAUGAGAGCGAUUACAAAGCGGACAAAGGAAAUUGUUUACACGACAAAUUCAAUGCUCUUCAACGUUUCCCUGCCAAAAAAUUUGAAGGUGCCAACUAUUGAGUUGCUCAGACAGGAUCCUGAUUUGCUCAAAGUUUAUGCUGUCGACACAAACGACUUCUCAGAACCUCCAGAAUCUUGUGAUUUAGAAUUUAUGCUCAAACCUCCAGCAUAUCGCCAAUCAGUAGAAAAUCUUCGUUUAAACAAGCAAAUGUCAUUUGUUGGUGCUUUCAAAAUUUAUAAGAAAACGGAGGCAGAAUAUCGAAAUAUUCCAAAAUCUUAUUUUAUUCCGCUUAGCAGACGUUGAGAGAAUUUGAAUUGUUUGAAUUUUUAAUUUUUUGAUAAAGGAAAAAAAUUUCAGGUUUAUUUU
Messenger RNA from Meloidogyne enterolobii, 579 nucleotides. The record is from the annotation of a GenBank genome assembly. NCBI's taxonomy places the organism in Eukaryota, Metazoa, Nematoda, Chromadorea, Rhabditida, Meloidogynidae.